GUGUGUGUGUGUGUGUGUGUGAGCAAGAGAGAGAGGGAGGGAGAGAUAGAGCGAGGUUCAGUUUGCGGACUGUCAUCCUGAGAGCGGCUCGUGCUCCUCCACUGUCUUCUUCAUCGUGUGUCUCUCGGAUGUGUGCCGUCAGCUGAUCCACCUUUAAAAAGCCCGUUCUCCCCUCCGCAGUUCGUCGUCCCGCGGACUCCUCACCAUGAUGGAGUACUGGAGGCAAUGCGCGCUGUGGCUCAUCAACUGCAAGGUGCUCCCGGCGAACCACCGCGUCACUUGGGAGUCCGCUCAGGUGUUCGACCUGGCUCAGACGCUCCGGGAUGGGGUCCUCCUGUGUCACCUGCUCAACAACCUGAGACCCCAGUCCAUCAACCUGAAGGAGAUCAACCUCCGACCCCAGAUGUCACAGUUCCUGUGUCUGAAGAACAUCCGGACGUUCUUGGCGGCGUGCAGCGACAUGUUCAGCAUGAGGAGGAGCGAGCUGUUCGAGGCCUUUGACCUGUUCGACGUCCGAGACUUCGGGAAGGUCAUGGACACUCUGUCCAAACUGUCCCACACAGCCACAGCCCAGCAGACGGGAAUCAGGCCGUUCCCGUCGGAGGAGAGUGUUGAAGAUGAAGACAUCUAUAACCACUUGGAGGACCUCAUCGAUGAGAAGAGCGUGGAGGAUGAGGAGGAUCUGUACGACUGUGUGUACGAUGAUGAAGAAGGAGGAGAGAUCUAUGAGGACCUGAUGAAGACUGAAGCUCUCCCUCCUCCGGCCUUUCAGAAGCAGGCAGAGACCGACAUCAGGAGCUGCUGUUUAACGGAGCUUAAACAGACGGAGGAGAAAUACACGGAGACUCUAGAGUCAAUAGAGAAGCACUUUAUGACGCCCCUCACCAUGUUUCUGACCCUGGCCGAGAUGGAGAAUAUGUUUGUGAAUAUCCCGGAUCUGGUCAAAGUUCAUAAAUGUCUGCUGCUUGAGAUCCGGGAGUCGGUGCUCAGCAGGAGCGCUCAGGACCUGUACCAGAUCUUCAUCACCUACAAAAAGAGGUUGUUGAUUUAUGGUAAAUACUGCAGCCAUGUGGAGACGGCCAUCGCCACUCUGGACCACAUCUGUAAAGACAGAGAGGACGUCCGCAUGAAGCUGGAGGAGUGUUCAAAAAGAGCUAACUAUGGGAAGUUCACUCUCAGAGACCUGCUGGUGGUCCCCAUGCAGAGAGUCUUAAAGUACCCACUCCUCCUGCAGGAGCUGCUGAAACACACUCAUGACACGACAGACAAGAGCAACCUGAGGACGGCGUUGGAUGCCAUGAAGGACUUGGCUCAGUACGUAAACGAGGUGAAGAGAGACAACGAGACUUUACGGGAAAUAGAUCAGUACCAGAAAUCCAUCGAGAACCUGAAUCAGCCACUGAGCACGUACGGCAGACCCAAAGGUGACGGGGAGGUACGCGUGGCCUCGGUGGACAAACGGGCCAAACAGGACAGGCACAUCUUCCUGUUUGACGCGGCGGUGAUCGUCUGUAAACGGCGAGGAGACAACUACGAGAUGAAGGAGGUGAUCGACCUGCACCUGUUCAAGAUCACCAACAACCCCACAUCUGACAAGGAGAACAGAAAGUGGUCCUACGGAUUCUACCUCACCCACAACCAGGGCCAGAGCGGCUUCGAGUUCUUCUUCAAGACCAAAGAGCUGAAGAAGAAGUGGCUGGAGCAGUUUGGCAUGGCCAUAUCCAACAUCCGUCCUGAGAAUGCAAACAACAACUUCCACGAGUUCCAUAUGAACACGUUUGAGAGGAUCACCUCGUGUAACUCCUGCCACAUGCUGCUGAGGGGGAUCUUCUAUCAGGGCUACCUCUGCUCCAUGUGUGGCUUAGGAGCUCAUAAAGAAUGUCUGGGACGCUUCGGCUCCUGUGGAAAAACAGAUCCGUGCUCCGUCAAAACUCAGGGGCGAGAUCCAGAUCCAGGUCUGCCAAAGAUGAUCGUCAUCAGGAACUACUACGGCGCUCCGAGCCCAGCGUCCGGUCCACCUCUCAGCAUCCAGUCUGGAGACAUCAUCGAGUUGAUCCGUGCCGACCUGCACAGCGCCUGGUGGCAGGGCAGAAUCCUGUCCACCAAGGAGGUCGGCUUCUUCCCCAGCGAUGCAGUGAAGCCUUGUCCAUGUGUCCCAAAACCUGUCGACUACUCCACUCAGCCCUGGUUUGCAGGUCCGAUGGAGAGACUCCAGGCUGAGGCAGAACUCCACAAUAGGGUCAACAGCACGUACCUGGUCCGCCAUCGCAGCAGAGAGUACACAGAGUACGCCGUCAGUAUAAAGUACAACAACGACGUGAAGCACAUAAAGAUCCUGACCAAAGACGGCUGCUUCCACAUCGCAGAGCACAAGAAGUUCAGGAGCAUAUUAGAGCUCAUCGAGUACUACAAACAUCACUCCCUCAGAGAAGGCUUCAGGAGUCUGGACACCACGCUGCAGUUUCCCUACAGAGAACCUGAGAACGCUGCGAUGCAACGACUCAACUGCUCGGGAAGCAACACCCCAUUGCUCUGCGGCCUCUCUUUUGUAUCUCCUGCCGGCUACAGCUUUGUACCUCCUUCCUCUGCUCCCUUCUGGUCAGUGUUCACUCCGAAGGUGAUCGGCGUGGCCAUCGCGCGGUACGACUUCAGCUCUCGGGACACACGGGAGCUGUCUCUGCAGGAGGGAGACGUGGUGAAGAUCUACACAAAGUCCGGGGCCAACGGCUGGUGGAGGGGCGAGGUCAACGGCAGGGUCGGCUGGUUCCCGUCCACGUAUGUGGAGGAGGGUGAGGAGUGAUGGUCCGACAUGAGGAAAAGAGUGGAAUGACUGAAGAAGGGCUGCAGCAGGGAGACGGAGACUCUCUGCUGAUUUCAGGUUCUGAAGACGUCCCCGAGGCCUUCAGAGAGGAAAGGGCUACGCCGCAACGCCGUCACCUCUGCUUCCCCCAGUGUGGACUCCACCAACGAGCGGCCUGGCUGUCAACGGGACAACCCACCCCCCCCUCACUUCUUACAUCCAUAAUCCACCCUCCAUCCCUCUUUCUCUGCCCGGACAUCCCUGAAGCCUCUUCCUUUUUCUGCUGCCAGGUCCACCCUCGCCAAACUGUCAAACUCACCCACGCUUUCAUCCUCCUGCAGGACGGACUUCAGUCUGAGUCUGUUUGACUAAUGCAGACACACACACACACACACACACACACACAUACACAGAUUAUGAUCACUCGUUUUAAAGGACAUGUAAUAGAGGGAUAGCAUCGAUGGCUGUUCUUCCCUCCCUCCUCCUUCGUUCUUUAUCGGCAGUGUCUUUACCGUUAGCGGUCCUCACCUCUUAUCGGUGACAGGAGGCCGCUCGCCAAUGGUUUACCUUAUAGGAGGCGUUAGCGACCUGUUGGGGUCGCACCACAGAGAAGGUACCGGAAACCAAGAGAGGGAAAUAAAUAAAACCCUCCGACUGUUCUCUCUCUUAUUCUCAGGUUUCAGUCGCUCUUUGUGAGAUUUAUUUUACGUCCAACCUGUUAGCAACAUUUCCAUCAGAUCGUGCAUCACAGCGUUCUGUCAGAAGGCGUUCCCCUCCUGGUGCGGCCUCACAGUGUUGACCUUCAACAUGAAGUUUCUGCAGAACAUUUUGAAUUUAGUUUAUUCCUUUUGUCUUUAAAAGCAUUUAAAAUAAUGCAUUAACGCUGGAAACAAAGAGAAUGAUGGGAGCUUCUCCUCUGCGUCUAUCCUCCUGUUAACAGCCCCCCCCCGCUGUAACACCCUCGCCCCCCCUUCACAUUAUGCACAGUGUCUCCCUAAUCCACGGUGAAAGAGGAUUUUCCCACAUUUGAGGGAAUAAAUAGAGAAAAACUCUGUCCUCAUGUCGACACACGCAGACAGACUCAGACAGAAUAAGACGCCAACUUAUGUUGUCUGGAGGCGAGGCAGAGAACGCGCCGGCAGCAGCAGCUAAAUCUCAUCCGAGAUUUGAGGAGCAAAAGACACUUUGUCUUUCUUUAAAUGUGGAGAGAGAGAUUUAUAAUCAAGUCGUGGUUUGUGUUUAAGGAUGGUCCAAAUGUGACUUUAAAUUCUCCAGUCUGAAGAGAGGACACACACACACACACACACACACACACACACACACACACACACACACACACACACACACACACACACACACACACACACACACACACACACACUUAGUGUUGUAGUAAAGACCACACUAAUCCAGACCGAGACAUACCUGAGACCGGACUGCUCCGAGACCAUAAAUAUCUCUCAUAAAUCUUCAUCUUGUGUUCAGGGGGCGUGUCCCUCACUUAGAGUGUAACACCGGGAAGGUUGUGGAGUCGCAGUCAGUUUUUUGUUCUUUUAAAAAGAGGAGUUUUCCUUCACAGAAAUUACGUGGAAAAAUAGACGAUCAGAGGAGGUCUUGGCCGGUAUUGAUUUAAAAUCUGGAGUCUGCCCAGUCUGAGACCGAGACAAGACCGAGUAAAACAUGAUUUAGACGAGACGAGACCUUCAAAAAGUGCUCUGGAGACUAAGACCGGUUUCGAGUACGACCACACUACACAACCCAACACAUAACCUUUAAAGAGCCUCUGUGUGUUCUGUGUAAAGGGUCUUCAUAUAACGCAGCCAUCCUGAAAUAUCAGACACAGUCAGACAGAGGAAGCUUCUCUAAGAAGAGAGCCAAACAAUCCAAACGUUCAGAGCUCAUCUCCAGUCCUAACACCUGAAACAGAUGGACCCUGAGGUGACCUGCUGCGUCCUCCUCUGUCAUGUCUGCACAUUGUUUGGUGAACUGAAGGAAGAGUUGUGGUAAAGAAAUACUUUAGUGUGCGAUGAAUGGUGCUAUGAUGUUUAACAAUCCCUCCGCCCAGUGCUCAUGUUGUCAUAUGUGUAAAAGCGUUGAGUGUUGGACUGAAGAUUUAUAUUCAUGUAUCAUUGCUUUGUGACUUCCCCGUUUCCACUAUUCUCCACAGUGUCACUAAGUGACCACUAGAUGGCAGCAUGCUAAACACAUCUCCUCUGAGCUGUAACCUUCAACUUCCUAAGUUUGGAGAUGACAUCAUCUGAUGAGAUGAAGGAUGUUUAGAAGAUCACAUCAUCACAGAGCAGCAGAUUCAGAGAGACACAUUUACCUUUCUGCACAUUCUGGCUGCUUUCAUGAAAGCUUUCCUGACACUUUGUGUGCAGCAGGAUGAAGCUGCUCGUCCUCCUGCAGCCUCUGAGCAGACAAACAUUACAUUUAUAACUUCUUUAGGAAACGUUCUGAAACACUGAUGUGAUCGAGCAGCAGCUCCUCUCCUGUCAGGGGAGAAGUGUCAAGGAAGAGUAUCCUGUCAUCUCAGACUCCUGUUAUCCACUCUGCUCUCUUCUUCAUCCUCCUCCUCUCUCCUCCUCAUCCUCCUCCUCCUCCUCCUCCUCUCUCCUCCCCCUCCUCCUGCUCCUCCUCCUCCUCCUCUUCCUCAUCCUCCUCCUCCACCCACAUGAACUCUGACAGUGGCUCCGGUCCUCCUCCUCUCGGAGUCAGUCUGAGGUUUCUGGGCUCGGGGGGAAUCUGUGAUCUGAUCAUUACACCAUCUCCUCACCUCGGCGACCUCGCUGCAUCCAUCUCUCUGUCGGCUCCGCUCGCUCCGGCACUAUCUCACCGUGCCACUUCCCCUCCCUCUCUCUCUCUGUCUCUCUCCAUCCAUCUUUCAUCCAAUCUGUGUCUGUUCUCUGUCCCUCACCUCUGAAGCUGAGGCAGUGUGUUGGCUGGAGGAGAAAAGAAAUCCGUUUUAUCAGGAGAGGAAGAGCAAGAGGCGUCUGAGUCUUUACAAACAGCUGCUGCAGAAGGAGGACCAGUCCAGUCCGAACACAGAUUUAUAGACUGAUUGACCUGAUGCAUUUAAAGACUGAAUGAAAUGAGUGUCCUCAUACAUGCACAGACAUGCUCAGUGUUCCUGUUAAAAUGCUCUCAGACAGGAUUGAGGGCCGGACACGUCUCAGCAGGCCUUAAAGUAACAAUCUCCUCGACCAAUUCUGCAGAACGCUGAGCUGAGAAUAUGUGAUAAGAUACUUUUUCUUGCUGUGAUUCAUUGAUAAUUCAUCCUCCUCCUUCUUCACUCUGUCCCUCUGAAGCCAAAGAUGUUCGCUGGAAGCUCAGCUCGGUACCGACCGCUGUGGCCUGACUCUAUAACUGUGCAAUCUUUACUGUGUAGCAUUACUGCGUAUUGUUGCUGUAACAUACUGUAAAUCAUGUACAUAGCACAUAAUAAAUAUAUACAAGGCUUCUCCUAA
Molecule: messenger RNA, 6267 nt
Organism: Labrus bergylta (ballan wrasse)
Lineage: Eukaryota; Metazoa; Chordata; Actinopteri; Labriformes; Labridae
Gene: vav3a
Product: guanine nucleotide exchange factor VAV3
Biological process (GO): regulation of GTPase activity; cell migration; intracellular signal transduction
Cellular component (GO): cytoplasm; plasma membrane
Molecular function (GO): guanyl-nucleotide exchange factor activity; protein binding
Source: RefSeq, a predicted model, not a curated record